AUGUCGAUGGCACGACAAAAAGUCAGCGCAGCAUGUGAGAACUGUCGGCGGCGAAAGGUUAAAUGUGAUGCACAAAAGCCCGCCUGCCGUCCAUGUAUCAUUCGAGGAGAGUCCCAUUGUAACUACAGUAGAGAUAAACCGGCUCGAAGAAGACAGUAUACCCUGCUGCCACAACGCUUUCCGCAUCCAGAUGGGCGGAAUAGAAAUGAUGUUGCGGAAGGGUCGUCAUUGCUUUUGUCUCUAGCUGCGAAUUCUGACUCUGUGGAUCGGCCACGAUCUGUCCAAGCGUCACCGAUGGCUAGCGCUUCAACUGGCACUGCGUCUACAUUGCCCAUCACGGUUGACGCUUUGCUACCCGAGCCAAUUGAUGACAAUGCACCGCAGAGUGCCGAUGCUAUGACAGGCGUUGGCAAGGACCCUUUGGCGAGCGUGGAAUUCUUCGGUGGUAGCAGUGCUGCCUCUUUCGCGGCUCAAAUCAACUCCGCUGUCGAUUCACGUCUCGGGAAAAACCAGACACAGUCGUCUAUAGAGGUUACUAAUAAAGCUAGCGAUGAGGCUGGGGCCAGCCAAAACGGUGCAGCAACAUUACAUCCAGACUACAUGAACUUUCCGGCAUUUGCCCUUCCUCUUCGAACCUUCUCGGAUCGUCUUCUACAGGACUACUACGACUUGGUUUGGGUCAUUCUCCCCAUCCACGACUGGGCGGUCUUUAAACACGAUUAUGAUGCCAUCUGGAUUGGUUCUGAAACCAAGAUACACGUCAAGCCUCUACACUGCAUGAUUAACAUGGCGCUCGCGCUGGGCACUCAAUUUUCCCAAGUUGUUCAGCCAGACAAAAGAAGAGAACUAGGUCAAACAUUUUGGGAAAGAGCCCUUGUACUAUUCGAUCCUAGAAUCCAACAGAGGGCUUCUCUGCAAGGACUGCAAUGUCUACUGCUUAUGGGUCUAUUUCUACAGAGCACUCAUCAAUCCCACCAGUGUUGGAUGGUUGUUGGCUCUGCUGUUCGUAUGGCCCAAAGUCUAGGGCUACACUUGUCUAGAACGACGACCUCGGCAGAAAAUAUCCGGGACAGGGAGAUGCUGCGUAGGACAUGGCACGGAUGUGUCUUUAUGGACCGGGUUAUGUCUAUGACAUUUGGAAGACCGAGCAUGAUUGCAAACUGGCUCUACGAUGCCGUACCGCUCCCCAGCAUGAUUGAUGAUGACUUCUUGGAUUCCCAAAUCGAGCCAUCCGUAAUGCGGCCAGAUGGUGGUACGCCAACGAUUGCUUUCUUCAUCAAGUCCGUGGAACUGUAUAGCAUAGUGAACGACUGUCUUCUUGAACACUACAUGCAGCAGCCAGAAAAAGCUGGCCAGAGUAUGGAACAGAUCAUUUCUGUCAUUCAGUUUGAUGACAGGCUGGUGCAUUGGAUGCGUUCAAUGCCAGAAGGUCUUCGAUACCCGUCUUCAGUCAAUGCGAACUACGCGCUUCAGAGGCAACGGAUCGUCCUCCGUUCCCGGUAUCUUCAUGCUCGAAUCGUUGUCCUCCGCCCAAUACUCACAGAAUCUUGCUUGAAGCAGGUGAGGCCCGAUGACAGUCGCCAGUCUGCACUAAGAGAUCAAUUUCUUUCUGAAAACUUGAUUGGCCACUGUUCGAAUGUUUGCUUCGAAUCCGCCCGCGAGAUCAUCCAAAUCAUUUAUUCAAACUUGGACCUGGAAACGGUAACCGGCCCUGUCCCAGCUUGGUGGUUUGCAGUCUUGUUGCUCCUCGCCGAGCGUCUCGGUCAGCUCAUCUUGAAUGAUUCCAACGUGGAGCCAUGGUCAGCUGAGCCAACUUGGGAUCAGGCAAUCCAGUUACUCAAGGCAUACUCCAAAGUCGGGGAAUCUGCCAAACGUUGUGUAGUGGCCUUGGAAAUUCUACUCUCAAAGAUUCAAGGUUGUCGCGGUCUGACGAGAAUGCCAUCUGAAGCGAACGCUAGGGAGCCGUCUGAGCCCAUGUUCCCUAGCGGGGGACAGAACUCAAACCUACUCACCAACAACAGCUUUGGGCCAAUCAUGGACUUGGAUGUUUUGAACCUGGAGAUUGAUGAUAUGCUUUGGCUGAACACUUCAGCUGCAGAAAUCUUGUUCUAA
Molecule: messenger RNA, 2112 nt
Organism: Fusarium venenatum
Lineage: Eukaryota; Fungi; Ascomycota; Sordariomycetes; Hypocreales; Nectriaceae
Source: RefSeq, a predicted model, not a curated record